Vidua macroura (Pin-tailed whydah) is the source of this 668-nucleotide messenger RNA. RefSeq names its product small integral membrane protein 4. Bases 180 to 398 code for a protein of 72 amino acids. The transcript has 2 exons. NCBI's taxonomy places the organism in Eukaryota, Metazoa, Chordata, Aves, Passeriformes, Viduidae. The record is from RefSeq and is a predicted model, not a curated record.
GCCGCCAUGGCCGCCAUGGCCGCCAUGGCCGCGGGGGCUCGGCCGGGCUGGGGCCGCUCCUCGCCCGCCACCGGCUGCGCUCUCGGUGUGACUGCGGCACGUCCCGUGCCGCCUCUCACACGCCCCCUUCUGUUCUCUCCUCCACCCGGGAAGGGCGAAGGCUCCGGUGCCGCCCGGCCAUGCUGGUCAGCGAGAGGCUGAAGCGCCUUUUGAGGCUGGUGCCCGGGGAGCGGCGCUUUGGCUUUUACAGGUUCCUGCCCUUCUUCUUUGUGCUCGGCGGAGCCAUGGAGUGGUUCAUGAUCAACGUCCGCAUCGGCAAAGAGACCUUCUAUGAUGUCUACCGUAGGAAACAAUCUGAAAGACUGUACAAGGCAAGGAUGGAGAAAGGGGAAUUUUAGCUGAAACUCUUCAAGGGGGAGCUCCUGAGUGCUUCAACUGUACAAGUGCCAAAGCAGCAGCACUGCCACGUUGAAGGUGGGGGAAGAUGUUGGCUCUGCAAGAUAAACUGUGAUCCACACGUUUCUGUAACACUCAGAUGGUUUGGGCAGUUCUGUUCUUCCAUAUCUGUAAUAUUUUUAUUUAAAUGAAGUUAAAAUUUCAUUGUAUUUGGGCCUCUGCCACUAAUUUAAUGUUUGUUUAGUGCUUUUAAAUAAACUGAGUAAACAGUC